Molecule: messenger RNA, 1087 nt
Organism: Pseudonaja textilis
Lineage: Eukaryota; Metazoa; Chordata; Lepidosauria; Squamata; Elapidae
Gene: ASPDH
Product: aspartate dehydrogenase domain containing
Biological process (GO): NAD+ biosynthetic process
Molecular function (GO): NADP binding; L-aspartate dehydrogenase [NAD(P)+] activity
Source: RefSeq, a predicted model, not a curated record
GGAACUCAGAAACAUUCCUCUUUUUUCCCCAUUAUCCCACAGCUAUCUGGACACAGCUUAAACCAGCAGGCUGAAUGUUUGGAGGCCAAAGGAAGAGGCGGGUUGGAAUUGUGGGCUAUGGACAUCUAGGCCAGUAUCUGACAGAACGAAUCCAGGAUGAAGGCGUCCAACAUGGGUUGGAGCUGGCUUUUGUUUGGAACCGGGAUGCCAGUAAGAUGGAGGGCACUGUACCAGUAGACCUGAGGUUGGGGAAGUUGACAGAUUUUUCACAAUGCUACCCUGAUGUCAUUGUUGAAGUGGCACAUCCCUGCAUUGUCCAAGAUUAUGGGGAAUUCUUCCUUAAAGCUGCAGAUUUUAUGGUGGGGUCACCCACAGCCCUAGCAGAUGUGAACACUGAGCUUAGAUUACGUGAAGUGGCAAAAAAGACUGGACACACUCUCUACAUCCCCAGUGGAGCUCUAUGGGGUGGUCAAGACAUUCAAAGGUUGGAUGGUGCAGGGAUGCUCCAGGCAUUAAAAGUCACCAUGACUAAACACCCAGACAGUUUCCGGUUGGGUGGGGAGCUUGGGGAGCUUGCAAAGCGAGCCCAGGAGGAAAGCGUGGUUCUGUACAAUGGCCCUGUGCGGAGUCUGUGUCCCCUGGCCCCCAACAAUGUCAACACAAUGGCAGCAGCUUGCAUUGCUGCUCCAAGUCUGGGCUUCGAUGGUGUGAAAGGUUGCCUGGUGGCAGAUCCUAACCUUCCUGACUAUCAUGUGGUGAUGAUUGAAGCAACAGGCCAAGGGGGCUUCUCAGUCAACACCAGUCGCAAGAACCCAGCUGCUUGUGGGGCUGUCACAGGGUCAGCCACCUUUGCUGCCUUCUGGAGCAGCCUAUUGGUGUGCCAAGGGCAUGGAGGCCAAGUCUACCUAUGCUGAAUUAUGAGAUCUCUUCCUAAGAAGAUCCAUGGAAGAUACUGGAAGGUAGUUACAACGGAAUUGGAAGACAAGAAACCCACUCACACAUCUUGGAUGGUUUCAGUUUGUCAGUCAAAUAAAUCAACUUUCUCUAGUCUGAACACCUUGCAAAUGUGUAGAUCCUAACUAUUUUA